Molecule: messenger RNA, 1063 nt
Organism: Mytilus trossulus (common blue mussel)
Lineage: Eukaryota; Metazoa; Mollusca; Bivalvia; Mytilida; Mytilidae
Exons: 3
Coding region: 1-861 (286 amino acids)
Source: RefSeq, a predicted model, not a curated record
AUGACUUUAAGACUGUAUUUUUCUGCCUCUCCACCAAGCAUGAUGCAUUCACGAGCAAGAGCAGGUGAUCCAGUAAAAAUUCAAAUCCAUACCGGUAAUGCUGGUUCAAUUAAUGCAGGAAGUCCGGAUGUUCUUGAUCACGUAUUAUUCUUGAAUAACUCAGAACUUUUUAAAGACUCACUUGUCUUUGAAUUUAAAGGGAGUAAAGGUGCAAGAAUAUACUUGACUGAACGAUCUGACAAAGAUCAAAAUCAAGCAUUUUAUGAAAUAUUACUUUAUGCCGGUACAAAUAACCAUGUUUACUUACGAAGACGCGAGUUUGGAAUAUUUAAAACAAUAGAUCAAUUUUCGGUUCAAAAUUUGCUGGAUAGUGAUAGUAACAAUUUUCGUCAACUAUGGAUUUCUUGGCAUAACGGCCAUAUAAAAUUUGGAAAAGGUGGUUCAAUUCACACUGGAGAAUAUUACACCUGGAUAGAUCCUAAUCCAUUCACUAUCCAGUCAGUAGGUAUAAUGACUGGAUAUGGAAAUACUGGUGACUGGAUUAUUUCAAUACCAGAGCCACUAUGUUUAUGUUCCUGUGAGUACAAACAAAAACUGAAUUACUGGUCUACCUUGAACGCUACAAACCACACACUUGAGGAAUUGAGAGAAAUGCUGAAACCAGUUCUGUUAGAAUUGCAGAGAAAUCUUACUGUAGACCAAAAGAACCUGUCUUCAUAUGUCCGAAAGCAUAACAGUGCAAAAGACAAGCGUCCAUCAUCGGAAUAUAUAGGCUAUGUUGGGAUGAUCUUUAUUUCUAUUGUCGUUGGAUUAGUUAUUUUUAUAGACAUCGUUGCAAUUCGCAAUAAUUUAAGAACGUAAAAUUGUUAUUUUACUGAACUUUUACGCUAUGCGUGUUUAACAUUUAUUUAGUCAAAAACGUUUGUGCAAUGCUGUUAUUUGGAAGUCUUAACUCUAUUUUACCAUGCAAUAUUAGAUCGAACAUGUAUCGCAAUGACACAGGGUUGACAGUAUGUCAAUUAGACGGUAUUGGUCUACAAAACAUUUUUAAAGCCACGAAACA